AAAGUAGACGUGGGGUGGAAACAGAAUCCAGGUCCACCCUGCGGUUGUUGGCGCCCUUCGUAAGGCAGAAAGGACGGGCGGGAAGCAGUCUCAGCGCGCCCGGCCCCGAGGGGUGACCCCGGACGACGCCGAGCGCAUCCGGAGGGCGUUGAGAGCGUUUUGCGCACGCGCACUGCGGCUGCCAGCCCGGUCCUCCGACCCCGACCCUGCCCCGUCCGCGUUUCCGGAACGGCUCGCCCGCGUCGCCGGCGGGUCGGGCAUGCGCACACGGGACGACCCGCCCCCAGUGCCCCCGGAAGUGCUUUCUCAGCCUGCGACGCGCGGGCGCGGGCGAGGUGGUGUCGGCGACUGAAAGAGGCGACGGCUACGCGGCCUUGGACGCGGGUUUCUUCCCUGGCGGUUGAGGCACCAAGACUCUCACCAUGGACUUCCAGCAUCGCCCCGGCGGCAAGACCGGGAGCGGAGGUGUGGCCUCCUCCUCUGAGAGCAACCGGGACCGCCGCGAGCGCCUCCGGCAGCUGGCCCUGGAGACCAUUGACAUCAACAAGGACCCGUAUUUUAUGAAAAACCACCUGGGCUCCUACGAGUGCAAGCUCUGCCUGACGCUGCACAACAACGAGGGGAGUUACCUGGCACAUACCCAAGGGAAAAAGCACCAGACCAACUUGGCCCGGAGAGCGGCCAAGGAGGCCAAGGAGGCCCCCGCCCAGCCGGCACCAGAGAAGGUCAAGGUGGAGGUGAAGAAGUUUGUGAAAAUCGGCCGCCCGGGCUACAAAGUGACCAAGCAGAGGGACACGGAGAUGGGCCAGCAGAGCCUGCUCUUCCAGAUCGACUACCCGGAGAUCGCCGAGGGCAUCGUGCCUCGCCACCGCUUCAUGUCGGCCUACGAGCAGAGGAUCGAGCCCCCAGACCGGCGCUGGCAGUACCUGCUGAUGGCUGCUGAGCCCUACGAGACCAUCGCCUUCAAGGUGCCGAGCAGGGAGAUCGAUAAGGCCGAAGGCAAGUUCUGGACGCACUGGAACAGGGAGACAAAGCAGUUCUUCCUCCAGUUCCACUUCAAGAUGGAGAAACCGCCGGCGCCCCCCAGCCUCCCCGCCGGGCCCCCGGGGGUGAAGCGGCCCCCGCCCCCGCUGAUGAACGGCCUGCCCCCCCGGCCACCCCUGCCCGAGUCCCUGCCCCCGCCCCCACCGGGGGGCCUCCCUCUGCCCCCCAUGCCUCCCACGGGGCCAGCACCCACAGGGCCCCCCGGGCCACCCCAGCUGCCCCCCCCAGCUCCCGGGGUCCACCCCCCAGCCCCAGUGGUCCACCCCCCAGCCUCCGGGGUGCACCCUCCAGCACCCGGGGUCCAUCCCCCAGCACCCGGUGUCCACCCCCCAGCCCCGGGGGUGCACCCUCCAGCCUCUGGGGUCCACCCACCCGCUCCUGGUGUGCACCCCCCAGCCCCAGGGGUCCACCCUCCACCAUCUGCUGGAGUCCACCCCCAGGGCCCAGGGGCACACCCACCAGCUGCAGUUCACCCCCAGGCCCCGGGGGUCCACCCCCAGCCUCCUGGGGUCCACCCUCAGGGGCCAGGCCUGCACCCUCCAGCUCCUGGGGUCCACCCCCAGCCUCCUGGCGUUCACCCCCAGCCUCCUGGCGUUCACCCCGCCAACCCUGGGGUGCACCCCCCGACGGCCCUGCCCCCAAUGCUGAGGCCCCCCCUCCCCUCAGAUGGCCCCGGGAGCCUGCCACCACCCCCACCCACCAAUUAAAGAGCCCCCCUGCCCUGCCAGGCUGGGCUCUGUCCCUGUACUUGCCCGUGGAGAGGCUGUCCCCUGCUUUUGUACUGGGGGCUGUGCUGUGCCCCCAGAGCUCAUUAAACAGUGUCCCUGUU
Messenger RNA from Choloepus didactylus (southern two-toed sloth), 1873 nucleotides. RefSeq names its product splicing factor 3a subunit 2 (gene SF3A2). Gene Ontology annotation, molecular function: zinc ion binding; nucleic acid binding. The record is from RefSeq and is a predicted model, not a curated record. Gene Ontology annotation, cellular component: U2-type prespliceosome; catalytic step 2 spliceosome; U2 snRNP. The transcript has 9 exons. Gene Ontology annotation, biological process: spliceosomal complex assembly. Lineage: Eukaryota; Metazoa; Chordata; Mammalia; Pilosa; Megalonychidae. Bases 423 to 1751 code for a protein of 442 amino acids.